CAGCAUUCUCUCCACGUUGAGUUCAAGAGAAGCCCGACGAGGGCAACAGGGGAGCGGAUUACUUCACCGGACAGCACUGCACAGACUCACUGACGUGGAACCAUGCCUCUGCGGUUGGACAUCAAGCGGAAGCUGUCUGCUCGCUCAGACCGGGUGAAGAGCACCGACCUGCACCCCACCGAGCCCUGGAUGGUGGCGAGUCUGUACAGCGGCACCGUGGUGGUGUGGAACCACGAGACACAGAUGAUGGUGAAAACCUUCGAGCUGUGUGAUCUGCCCGUCAGAGUGGCCAAGUUUGUAGCCAGGAAACACUGGGUCAUCGCCGGAGCAGAUGAUAUGCAGAUCCGUGUGUUUAAUUACAACACCCUGGAGCGAGUUCACAUGUUCGAGGCUCACUCCGACUACAUCCGCUGUAUCGUGGUGCAUCCAUCCCAGCCCUACAUCCUCACCAGCAGCGAUGAUAUGCUGAUCAAGCUGUGGGACUGGGAGAGGAAGUGGACGUGCAGUCAGGUGUUUGAGGGACACACUCACUACGUCAUGCAGAUCGUCAUCAACCCCAAAGACAACAACCAGUUUGCCAGCGCCUCUCUGGACCGAACUAUCAAGGUGUGGCAGCUCGGCUCCAAGACCCCCAACUUCACUCUGGAGGGCCACGAGAAGGGCGUGAACUGCAUCGAUUAUUACAACGGAGGAGACAAGCCCUACCUGAUAUCGGGCGCUGACGACCGCCUGGUCAAGAUCUGGGACUAUCAGAACAAAACCUGUGUUCAGACGUUGGAGGGUCACGCCCAGAAUGUGACCUGCGUGUGUUUCCACCCCGAGCUGCCAAUCAUCCUCACCGGCUCCGAGGACGGCACUGUUAGAGUGUGGCACUCCAACACCUACCGGCUGGAAAACACCCUGAACUACGGCAUGGAGCGGGUGUGGUGUAUCUCUGGCCAGGCGGGCUCCAACAGUGUGGCUCUGGGCUACGACGAAGGCAGCAUCAUCAUCAAGCUGGGGCGGGAGGAGCCGGCCAUGUCCAUGGACUCCAGCGGGAAGGUGAUGUGGGCGCGCCACUCCGAAGUGCAGCAGGCCAACCUGAAGACCAUGGGGGAGACGGAGAUCAGAGACGGGGAGAGGCUGUCCCUGGGCGUCAAAGACAUGGGCAGCUGCGAGAUCUUCCCCCAGACCAUCCAGCACAGCCCCAACGGGAGAUUUGUAGUGGUGUGUGGAGACGGAGAGUAUAUCAUCUACACCGCCAUGGCUCUGAGGAACAAGAGCUUCGGCUCUGCUCAGGAGUUCGUCUGGGCCCACGACUCCUCACAGUAUGCAGUGAGAGAGAGCAGCAGCAUGAUCAAAAUCUUUAAGAACUUCAAAGAGAAGAAGGCCUUUAAACCAGACUUUGGAGCUGAAGGUGUGUUUGGUGGCUUCUUGCUGGGCGUGAGGUCAAACAGCGGCCUGGCCUUCUACGACUGGGAUAACACUGAGCUGAUCCGCCGUAUCGAGAUCCAGCCCAAACAGAUCUUCUGGUCGGACUCCGGGGAGCUGGUUUGCAUCGGUACGGAUGAGUCCUUCUUUGUGCUGCGUUACCUACCAGAGAGAGUGGCAGCCGCACAGGAGAGCAAGGAAGACGUGACAGAGGACGGGAUAGAGGGCGCCUUCGAGGUGCUGGGGGAGGUCUCUGAGGUGGUGAAGACGGGGGUGUGGGUGGGAGACUGCUUCAUCUACACUAGCUCUCUGAACAGACUCAACUACUAUGUUGGAGGAGAGAUCAUCACCAUUGCGCACCUGGACAGGACCAUGUAUCUGCUGGGCUACAUCCCCAAGGACGACCGUCUGUACCUGGGGGACAAGGAGCUGAACGUCAUCAGCUACGCCCUGCUGCUGUCCGUGCUGGAGUACCAGACGGCCGUCAUGAGGCGGGACUUCAGCACGGCCGACAAGGUGUUGCCCACAAUUCCCAAGGAGCAGAGGACCAGGGUAGCCAACUUUUUGGAGAAACAGGGCUUCAAACAGCAGGCUCUCGCCGUGUCCACGGACCCCGAACACAAGUUUGAACUGGCCCUGCAACUGGGAGACCUCAAGAUAGCCCAACAACUGGCCUCCGAGGCAGAGUCGGAGCAGAAAUGGAAGCAGUUGGCGGAGCUCGCGACUACAAAGUGCCAGUUUGGCUUGGCUCAGGAGUGUCUGCACAACGCACAGGAUUAUGGGGGAUUAUUGCUGCUGGCCACCGCCUCGGGCAAUGCCAACAUGGUUGGCAAAUUAGCCGAGGGGGCGGAGAGGGACGGGAAGACCAACGUAGCCUUCCUCACGUACUUCCUGCAGGGAAGAUUGGACAAAUGUCUGGACCUUCUCAUCGCAACAGAUCGGUUGCCAGAGGCUGCUUUCCUGGCACGAACAUAUCUGCCCAGCCAUGUGUCGAGGGUGGUGAAGCUGUGGAAGCAGAGCCUCUCCAAGGUCAACCAGAAGGCAGCAGAUGCUCUGGCUGACCCCUCCCAGUACAGCAACCUUUUCCCUGGCCUCCAGCAGGCCCUGCUGGCCGAGGAGUUCCUGAAGGACACUCAUGUGGGGAUCAGGCCGGCUGCAGAAUACCCGCUCAUCAUGCCCAAUGAGGACCGUAAUGUUCUGGAGGAAUCUGCAGGGUUUGAGUCCAAAGGAGAGAUCACUCAGCCUGAGGGAGAGGUGGAAAGCCUGAAUGAACCCAUGAUGGUAGCAGCAGUGAUGGAGGCUGUGCAUGCAGAAGCCGCCGUAAUGGAGGAGCCCAUUCCAGUAAAGCAGGAGCUUAUUGAACCGGUUCCAGCACCAGAAGAAGAAUCCAUCCCAACAUCAGCAUCCCCUCUUCCUGUCACUCUAACAGAGGAGCAUGUUGAGCCAAAACAAGCAGAGUCUUCUGAGGAGGUGAUCAUCUCCAAACCAGAGGAAGACAUUUUGGACUUCACCACAGAGAUCCCCCCCACAGAGCCACAGGUGGUACGACCCAAUCCUGUGGAAGAUGUCACUCCAUCAGUGGAGACAGAUGUUCAGGAAAUGUCUCCAGAAACCGAUGCCGUGCAAGUAUCUGAGACUCUUCUAAUCGAGACAACAUCAGAAACCAUCGUGGCAACAGAAGAAAUUGAGACGGUGGCAACAGAAACCAUGGCAACAGAGGAUGUCCUGGUGAGCACUGGGCUGAUCGUUGACACUGAAGUAAUAGAAACUGGUAUCGAAGAACCGGAAACACCUUUAAUCUCCUUAGAAGCAGCAACCCUCCCAGAACCAGCAGCAGAGGAGACUCCUGUUACUGAAGAACCUGUUUCAGAACCAGCAGCAGGACAGACUCGUGUUUCAGAGGAGCUUCUUAUAGAUACAGCAGCAGAGGAAACUCCUGUUACACAACAACUAGUUUCAGAAACGUCAGCAUCACUCGUAGCGGUGGAGGAGCUCAUCUCCUUUGAAAGCACCGCCAGGCCAGAGCUGGACGUGCCUGUCCAAGUUCAAGCCUUUCCAGAUUUGGCCUUUGAUCCGCUGCUAGAUCCACUUGGUGAUGCAAUGCCAGCUUUGAAGCCAGUCCCCGCACAAGAACCAGAACAAGAGGAAGAUGUGAUUGAAGUCCCAGUGAAGCUGGAGGAGAACCUGGAGCCGGCUGCGCCUCCACGGGCUGAUGCAGAGCUUUUACCCCCAGUAGCAGCUCCUGUAGAGGGGAAAGCUGCAGCAGAGGAGGAGGCCGGUCCUGAGGAACCUGCAGUGGACCUCGAGGAUGAUAUGAUUGAUGAGGGUCUGGAUGAUCUGGACCUGGAUAAUUUUGACCUGGAGGAUCUGGACACCACGGACGUCAACCUGGAUGAGGAUUUCUUGAGUGAUUAGGAAGGGGAAAUCGUCCGCGAUCCAACACUUGUUUUUCUUUCUCUCAGUGACCAAAGAACUCAAAGGGUUAUAGGAGACCAUGAUAAGCAGCAGACUAACAUGCCUUUAACCUUAAAUAACAAGCAUUGUGAACUGAUAUAGUAUAAGAUGUUCUGCUCUCUGUAACAUCUUGGAACUGUGAGGACUACAUUUUUAAAUAUUACGUCUCUAAGAAGGCUGGUUUGAGUGUGAGACCAAACUCAUGGAGUUCUUUCAUAGAAAUAAUCAAGGAAAAUGGAGGGACUCAAACGUGUAAAACGGGAAAUGGGGAUGAGGAGUAGAAAGGUGUUUAGAAAUAAGGGAUGCAUUGAAGCCGGUUUAAAAAUAUCGAGCUCAGUCUGUUGAUGAUCUUUUUUACACUACACAUUUUCUAUUUAGAUAAUACUGCAAUAAUCAUGAUAGCGUCUCAAAACACAUAUUUAAGUAUCGAUGGGUUUUUGAGAUCUGCACCAGCAUUACAGUAAUGUUACUCUCUUCAUACCUCAGAGCACUACUGUGGAUCAGGGUGUUAUCCAAGCCAUAGAGCAGGUUGAAACACUGCCUUCAUUCUUGAAGUUAAACUAGGUUUGGGUAUUCAGAGCGUUAUUUUUAGAUGAUGUGUAAUUUUGUAAAUGGUAAACAAACAUGUAAUUUUGACAAAUCCCCCAUUUGGUUAUAGUCCGUGUCUUUAUUACCUCCUGGUUUAUGUUUACUUCACACCUUGUAUCAACACGUACUGCUGCUUCUAGUUUAUCAGAUAAACUCCAGUAUGUUUCGGUUGUAAGUGCCUUACAUCUGUACUUUUUUAUAGAGGGUGUUUUCCCUUUUCCUGUUUUAAAAAAAGAUGGAUGGUACUGUGUAUCUAUAGUGGACAUUUGAAUAAAUAAGAUUAUAGCAAUAAA
Messenger RNA from Eleginops maclovinus (Patagonian blennie), 4745 nucleotides. Its product is annotated as coatomer subunit beta'-like. Gene Ontology annotation, molecular function: protein binding; structural molecule activity. The record is from RefSeq and is a predicted model, not a curated record. The coding region runs from base 103 to 3825 and encodes 1240 amino acids. The transcript is spliced from 22 exons. Lineage: Eukaryota; Metazoa; Chordata; Actinopteri; Perciformes; Eleginopidae. Gene Ontology annotation, biological process: intra-Golgi vesicle-mediated transport; retrograde vesicle-mediated transport, Golgi to endoplasmic reticulum; intracellular protein transport. Gene Ontology annotation, cellular component: COPI vesicle coat.